Messenger RNA from Condylura cristata (star-nosed mole), 939 nucleotides. Its product is annotated as olfactory receptor 5B3-like. Gene Ontology annotation, biological process: sensory perception of smell; G protein-coupled receptor signaling pathway. The record is from RefSeq and is a predicted model, not a curated record. Gene Ontology annotation, molecular function: G protein-coupled receptor activity; olfactory receptor activity; odorant binding. Gene Ontology annotation, cellular component: membrane. The transcript has a single exon. Lineage: Eukaryota; Metazoa; Chordata; Mammalia; Eulipotyphla; Talpidae. The coding region runs from base 1 to 939 and encodes 312 amino acids.
AUGGAGAACACCACAGAAGUGACCCAGUUCAUCCUUCUAGGACUGACCAAAGACACAAACCUACGAGUCCCACUUAUAAUGAUGUUCAUGCUCAUAUAUGCCAUAAAUGCCAUCGGGAACCUGGGAAUGAUCACGUUGAUUAUUUUGGACACUCGUCUCCACACGCCCAUGUACUUCUUCCUCAGUAACCUGUCCCUCAUAGACUUCUGUUACUCUACAGCUGUCUUCCCUACAGCCAUGGCUGGGUUACUCAUAGGAGACAAGGUCAUCUCUUACAAUGCAUGUGUGGCUCAGAUGUUCUUUUUUGCAGUCUUUGUCACGGGGGAAGUUUACAUCUUGGCUGCAAUGGCCUUUGACCGCUAUGCAGCCGUGUGCAAACCCCUGCAUUACACCACCAUCAUGACCACAGGUGUGUGUGCCUGUCUGGCCACAGUCUGCUAUGUUGCUGGUUUCCUGAAUGGCUCCAUCCAAGUUGGGGAAGCUUUCAGCGUCACUUUCUGCAGCAACAAUGUGGUCCAUCACUUUUUCUGUGAUGUUCCAGCAGUCAUGUCUCUCUCUUGCUCUGAUAAACAUUUUGGCGAAAUGGUUCUUCUUUAUGUAGACACCUUCAAUGUCUUUUCUUCUCUUCUGGUUAUCUUUGUAUCCUACAUAUUCAUUUUUAUCAGCCUCCUAAAGAUGCGCUCAUCUGCAGGCUAUCAGAAGGCUGUGUCCACCUGUGCUUCUCACGUCACCGCCAUCACCAUCUUCUUUGGGACACUCAUGUUCAUGUACUUACAGCCCGGCUCCAGCCAUUCCAUGGAUACAGACAAAAUGGCGUCUGUGUUUUAUACAUUGGUCAUCCCCAUGCUGAACCCUAUAGUCUAUAGCCUGCGGAAUAAGGAGGUCAAGAAUGCAAUCAAGAAGUUGGGUGAGAAGGCAAAAUUGUCUCUGGGAUUAUGA